Molecule: messenger RNA, 1037 nt
Organism: Heteronotia binoei (common prickly gecko)
Lineage: Eukaryota; Metazoa; Chordata; Lepidosauria; Squamata; Gekkonidae
Gene: DRC12
Product: coiled-coil domain containing 153
Exons: 8
Coding region: 193-927 (244 amino acids)
Source: RefSeq, a predicted model, not a curated record
AAUGGAACGGGCAAAAGGAUUCGUGGAAUAUAGCCGCGUUAGGAAAGGCGCUCGAUUGAGUGUGCUAUAUGCAUAUGCAAAUGUUAAGUGGUGCAUAUUGGCAGGCGCUGCCGCUUGCUUUUUUGAAAGGGUGGGAGAGGCGCUGUGGCAAAGCCAAGGGAACUGCAGGCAGCUUUCGGGAGCUGUGAAUGAAUGGAGUCUGGACGGAGAGAGACUGGGCUUACAAGAGUGAGGAAGUUCUGUGGCAAAAGGCCAGCCGGCCAGCCUCACUCCCACAGGCUUCUACUCGCAGACCCCUGUAACGUCCUCAGAGGCUACAGAGAAGUUGCCAGAAUGAGCCCCGUAAAGAAAGGAAAAGGGAAAAAAGGAGGGAAAAAGAAGACGACAACGAUGGCAGAUGAAGAGAACUACAGAAAGAGAACACUGGAGGUUGAGACCUUGAAACAGCACCUUGUUCUCCGGAGGGAAGCGGCCAGAAAUGCGAUGGCCGACAGUGAAGGACUCAAGCGGAGGCUGACGGAGCUGGAGAAAGAACUGGAGGAGGCACGGGGCGACAAACAAGAUAUUUAUGAAGAGAUGAUCCGGCAAUUUCAGCAACUUCAGAGCCAGACCGAUACUCGGAUACAGCGCUUGGAAGCAGAGACUCAGAGCCUGCAGGAACAACUUGCUGUUUGCCAAGAGGAUGUGCGCCAAAGCCGAACUGAAAAGGAAAAGAUGCAGGAAGAGAAGGAAAGGGCGAUUGCUAAGAUGCAACGCAAGAUUGACGAGAUGGAAACGGAAUACGAAAAAAUCCUGCACGGCAACUUAGACCUUGUGCUCUCCAAGCUGGAGGCUGCCAAUCUUGGCUGGGAGAAAGAGGCAACGGCCCUCCACCUGGAGUACAAGGACCGGCUGAAGGAGUUUGGACUCAACCCGCUGGAAGUCUGAAGGGGUGUUUGCCAAAGGGGUUGUUCCGCAUGGUUUAGCAUCGCCGCUUGAACUGGGCUCAGCUUCAGGACCGGACAAAGCGAUAAAUAAAGAGUGUGCCUCUAAGAAGG